Messenger RNA from Ruditapes philippinarum (Manila clam), 583 nucleotides. Its product is annotated as lectin-like. The transcript is spliced from 3 exons. Lineage: Eukaryota; Metazoa; Mollusca; Bivalvia; Venerida; Veneridae. Bases 57 to 518 code for a protein of 153 amino acids. The record is from RefSeq and is a predicted model, not a curated record.
AAACCUUUAUACCAGGGAAUACUACUCAAUGCCCAGCAAACGUCCAAUCUGCAUCAAUGAAAGAUAAUUCAGUACUUGGACAAUAUAAAUCCAGUUGUUAUGAGCUGAUACCAAAUUAUCGAGUAAGCUGGUCACAUGGAGAACAGGUGUGUGUACAGCGUGGCGGUCACCUUGCAUAUAUCAUUGAUGCAGACGAGCAAGGAUUUGUGCAUUAUUUCUUAAGUCGCUAUUCUUCUAGGCAUGCGGUCUGGAUUGGUCUUCAUGACACAAAAAUAGAAAACCAUUUCGAAUGGACGUCAGGAAGCAGUGUUAGUUACACAAAUUGGGUCCCUGAUCAUUUGAAUAAUUUUGGCGCACAUGGUUACGAAGAUUGUGUUGCAUUUGUACCGUAUAAAGAUGGCAAAUGGGAUGACAUUCACUGUGGGGAAAGCAUCAAGCUCAUCGACCAUGACCUCGGAGAAGUUCAUCCUGUAAUUUGUCAAUAUGACUUGCCGAUAGUUCAACAAGCUCUUGGGUAAAAUAGACUCAGAAAGAAACAAUAUGUUAUCUAGCGACAUGUUAAUAAAAAUUGUGCUACUUGCAA